Molecule: messenger RNA, 1865 nt
Organism: Galleria mellonella (greater wax moth)
Lineage: Eukaryota; Metazoa; Arthropoda; Insecta; Lepidoptera; Pyralidae
Exons: 5
Coding region: 189-1661 (490 amino acids)
Biological process (GO): transmembrane transport
Cellular component (GO): membrane
Molecular function (GO): transmembrane transporter activity
Source: RefSeq, a predicted model, not a curated record
AUUAAAUGUGUGUUCCGGAACACACCACUUUAGUGGGAUAUCAAGAGUAACCACUGUUGAACAUAAGCCUCCCCUUAUGAGAUUGGGAAAACCACAAAUUGGCGUCGUCUGCUUGAUGUGCUGUCUCACGUCCUUGUACAAAUCGGGAGCUUAAGUUAGGUGCAUAAUGUUCUACAAAUAAUUUUACCAUGGAUACAAAUACAAAAGGCAUCAGUUUCAAGUGGAUUUCACCAUUUAUGAAACAAUGCUUUGUCACGGCUGGAGUAGCUCUAAAUAUGUUAAACCACGGUACAGUGAUCAGCUUUCCCUCAGCGCUUCUACCACAACUGAGAGAAACUCAUUUUAUAGAAAUUGAUGAUUCGUCCACAUCGUGGAUUGUAUCAAUAGUUGGAUUCGGUCUUAUGACUGGAGUGAUCAUAAUUCCUUUUAUCAUAAAACGCUAUGGAAGACAACUUAUAAAUCUUACAUCAGCUGUUUUGAUCACAUUGGGAUGGAUAAUUAUUUGCCUGUCAAAGACUACAUCUACAUUGAUAAUAUCAAGGUUUAUACAGGGAGUAGCCAACGGUUUCACUGCCAUCAUAGGGCCAGUGUUAGUUGGCGAAUACAGUAGCACAAAGAAUAGAGGAGCCUUCUUAGCUGUAAUGUCUGCAUCGUUGUUUGUGGGCGUAUCUCUUGCGCAUGCGACUGGAUCGUUUCUGUCUUGGCAGAAAUCAAGUUUAAUAUGUUCUAUUAUAAGCUUUUUGGAUAUAAUAAUUAUAAUAUUCUCCCCGGAGUCGCCGAUUUUCUUAGCAAGAAAAGAAAAGUAUGCUAAAUGUAAGAAGGUCUUUCACUGGCUCAAAGGCAACGACGAAGAUGAAGAAUUGAUUGAAAUAUUAAAUAGUGCUACCACAAAGCAUCAACACAAUGAUCGAAUAGAAUACAAUACUGAUUGUUUAAAUCGAAUUAUAAUAAUUGCUAAAAAAUGUGUUUCAACAUUGAAGAGAAGGGAAUUUUAUAAGCCUAUAAUUAUAAUGUUACAUCUGCACGCCAUAAACUUAUGGUGCGGAGCGACAAUUUAUGAUGCACUCGCAACAGAUAUUUUACAUGCAAUCGUCGGUCCAAAUGUUAAUGUUUCAUUAAUAAUAUUAUGUAUGGAUUUGCUAACUUUAGUCACGAAUGUGUUAUCAAUAUUUUUUAUAAGAAAAUUUAAACGAAAAAAUGUAUUAAUAUUUAGUGUGUCAAUUAACAUUCUAUCGUAUUUAUUAAUAGCUGGAUACUCAUAUUUGAAAACAAGACGAAUGUUACCAUUUGAUUGUCCAAUAGUUGGUAUAUUAUUGUGUAAUUUACAUUCGGCUUCUAUAAACGCUGGUUGUGUUUCAAUACCAAAUAUAAUAGCAGGCGAAAUAUUUCCUUUUGAAUACAAAGGUGUUGGGGGAAUGGUGUGUUUAUUGUUUUUCUCUGUUAAUCUAUCAAUAACACUUAACAUUACGCCAUAUUUAUUCACAACAAUUGGACUAUCUGGUACGUAUUCUGUUUUCGCAUUGCUCGUAUGUUACAGUUUGUUGAUUUCAAUCAUUAUAUUACCUGAAACGAAAGAUAGAACGCUUUUGGAAAUUGAAAACGAGUUAAGAGGUAAGAGUAUCGUUAGAGACAAUAUAGAAUUGAACGUCUUGGUUCCCUAAGUUAGUAUUGCUAAAUGAAAUAUUAACACUAUGUAAGGGGAAGUUUAAAUACUAUGUAACGCAAUUUUUGAAGAUUUUUAGGUCUUAUCUGAUCUCACUAAAACCCAAGAUAGAGUCCAAAUAAAUAAGAGUAUUGUAUUCUCUGUAAAAGUUAUUAUUUUAAUUAUAAAUGGUUAUAUUAGUUUUUAAUAAAUUUUUUUGCUA